CAAAGCUAAUCCGCGGCCGCUGCAGCCGGCGCGAGAGGCACCCGAGCCUGUGCAGGCUGCACUUCAGUGCUCCUGGCCUAAGGCUAUGCAGAGCCCAAUAAAGGCUGCGGCGCAGAGCCACCAGCCCAGACCUCGGCGGCCGCCUGGCACCCAGUCAUGAAGCUCAUUCUCCCUAUCUUUGCCAGUCUCAUGCUGCAGUACCAAGUGAACACAGAGUUUCUUGUCUUGAAAAAAUGCUCAAUGGGCUUUGGGAGAUGCAGAAACCAGUGCGCUGCAGACGAAAAAGAGGUACAGAAAUGCAAGAAGAAAAAGUGUUGUCUUGACCCCAAAGUGGUCCAGUUUAUAAAAAGCUACCUGAAAAAUCAAAUACCCCACGUCCUUGGCGACGACGUCCCAGAAAUGCUGAAAAUUGACAGAGAUUUUGCCAAGAUAAAAACACGAUACGUUUUUCCUCUUCCCACAAGAAAUAACAGCCUCCCUUCUGCCGGUACCAAAUCUGUCAUCACCCCAAAGGCCACCCCCAUGAAUCCAGAACCUGUCACGUCUGCUGCUGUUUCUAGCAAGAGUGACACCAAAGGCCGCGUAGCAUCUGCCACUGCCUCCCCACCCCCAGCACCGCCACCACCGUGAACACGGCCGAGGCCGCCACGGACACAGCUGGACCUGGAGGAAGCAGAUGAGCACAGAUGCGGGCCCCUCCCUCACAACGCCGAGUCCCCCUCGAUUUUCACUGUCUGUAAAAUGAGACAUGCUUCUUCUGUCAUCAGCGAUUCAAUAAAUACUGCUUAAGCACCUACA
Oryctolagus cuniculus (rabbit) is the source of this 798-nucleotide messenger RNA. It is a transcript of the gene DEFB129, whose product is annotated as defensin beta 129. Lineage: Eukaryota; Metazoa; Chordata; Mammalia; Lagomorpha; Leporidae. The record is from RefSeq and is a predicted model, not a curated record. Gene Ontology annotation, cellular component: extracellular region. Gene Ontology annotation, biological process: innate immune response.